This is a messenger RNA of Sesamum indicum (sesame), 1709 nucleotides long. Its product is annotated as anthocyanidin 3-O-glucosyltransferase 2. Lineage: Eukaryota; Viridiplantae; Streptophyta; Magnoliopsida; Lamiales; Pedaliaceae. The record is from RefSeq and is a predicted model, not a curated record. Gene Ontology annotation, molecular function: UDP-glucosyltransferase activity.
CUACGCAGCACUUGUAUUUAAUCACGAGAAUCAGGAGGCUGUUCCUCAGUAUACUUCCUCUCCAAUUUUGCUUGGCUAGCAUAACCAAAAAUGGCUGAAGCCAAACAAUUAGCCAGCCUAGUGUUCGUUCCUUUGCCUGUUAUAAGUCACCUGGCAUCAGCAGUACAGAUGGCUAAGCUCCUCGUCGAACGAGACGAGCGCCUCUCGAUCACGAUCCUCAUUAUGAAGCUGCCAAUGGACGCCAAGACGAGUUCCUACAUCAAGAACCCGCCCCACUUCCGAGUAAACUUCGUGGAGCUGCCCCAAGCAGAGCCCGUCUCUACAGACAGUAGUAAAUCUCCCGAAAAUUUCGUGGCUCGAUUCGUAGAGAGUCAGAAGGACCUUGUCAGGGACGCUGUGGCUGAGAUAAUAAAGAGUUCGAGUUCGAGUAAGAUUGCUGGAUUCGUAAUCGACAUGAUGUGCCCAUCCAUUAUUGACGUCGCCGACGGGUUUGGCAUCCCGAGUUACUUUUUCGUCACUUUUGGUUCGGCAGUGCUGGGGCUGAUGCUCCAUCUCCAGAGUCUUAGAGAUUACCAUAAUGUGGACGUGACGGAGUACCAGAAUUUAGAUGUUGAGAUAUCUGUACCAACAUAUCUUAAACACGUUCCUACUUCUGUAUGGCCUUCUUCUGUCUUUGACAAGGAUGGUGAUCACCUUGAUUUUGUCAAAAGGUACAGAGAGGCCAAAGGAAUUAUUGUGAACACAUUUAUUGAGUUCGAAUCCCACCAAAUUAGGUCACUCUCCAACGAUGAGAAAGUCCCACCAAUUUACCCUUUGGGACCAAUGCUUCAACUCGGGGGAGGCCAAACUGAUCGAGAGAAGCCAAACCACGGGGAAAUCUUCGAGUGGCUCGACAGACAACCUGAUUCAUCUGUUGUGUUUCUUUGCUUUGGUAGCCAAGGAUGUCUCGAUGAGGAUCAGGUGAAGGAGAUUGCUGUGGCCCUGGAAAACAGUGGACACCGAUUUUUGUGGUCCCUAAGGAAGCCACCUCCGAAAGGUAAGAUUGACUUUCCGAAGGAGUAUGAGAAUCCUGAAGAAGUAUUACCAAAGGGGUUCCUAAAACGAACUUCAGAUAUAGGGAAAGUGAUUGGGUGGGCACCUCAAAUGGCAGUGUUAUCUCACCCUGCGGUAGGAGGAUUUGUGUCGCACUGUGGGUGGAACUCGAUAUUGGAAAGUGUGUGGUGCGGGGUACCGAUGGGCACGUGGCCGUUGACUGUAGAUCAACAGGCCAAUGCAUUCUUGCUGGUGAAGGAGUUUGAAAUGGCUGUUGAAAUUAAGAUGGACUAUAGGAAGGAGAGUGGUGUCAUUGUGGGUGCAGAGACAAUAGAGAAGGCAAUCAAGCUACUGAUGGAACCAGAGAAUGAGAUCCGAGUUAAGGUAAGAGCACUGAAAGAGAAGAGUAGAAUGGCCCUAAUGGAAGGAGAGUCCUCACAGAAUUACAUGAAACGUUUCAUUCAAGAUGUCAUGGAUAAUAUUUCUUCAAAUGCUACAGGUAUUACCUUAAAAAAUGGUUGUAAAUGAUUUGGAUUAAGUUGAGCAUAUCAUUAUUUAAGUUUGUUUGAAUUAUUAUCAAGUCUCAAAAUUUAAAUUUGAAUUUAGUUUGAUUGUCAAUGUAAUCGAGCUCAAAUGAGCAUUAAUUGGAUCAAACAUGAUUGAUUGAGCUCAAGCAA